Messenger RNA from Erythranthe guttata (spotted monkey flower), 1852 nucleotides. Its product is annotated as CLK4-associating serine/arginine-rich protein. The record is from RefSeq and is a predicted model, not a curated record. NCBI's taxonomy places the organism in Eukaryota, Viridiplantae, Streptophyta, Magnoliopsida, Lamiales, Phrymaceae.
AAAAACACAAAUUCACACGCUAGGGUUUCCACAACUACGAUCAAAAAUCAAUUCUCAUCUGAAAAUUCGAUCAAAUUGAAUCGGAAAAAAAAAAUGUGGCAUGAGGCGCGAAGGUCGGAGAAGAAGGUCCACGACAUGAUGGACGCGGCGAGGAAGCGGGCUCAGCGGCGGGCCAUUUACCUGGCUAAGCGGCGCGGCGACCCUCAGCAGGCGAUUCAGGCCGUCGGAUCCCGUUCCCGCAUCCACCGCGACGACGCUCUCUAUCAAGCCACUCAGGAUCAACAGAGCCUGAUACCUUGGAAUGGGAAACAGGAUAUUUUGAUUGACAGAUUCGACGGCAGAGCACUUCUUGAUUUCAUCCGUGAUAGUAGUUCCCGACGUGUUCGAGUUCCAGAGAAAACUGAGGAAGAGGAAGAGUUAGAAGAGUUUGUUAGUUUUGAGCGUUACCGGGAUUUAAUUAAGCAUCGACGUAGAGGAUUUACUGACGAGGAGGGUCUACAACAUGUUAACCUAGAGAUGGAGGCUAAGAUAACUGCAGCCUUUGGACCAGACAGUAGCGGCAAAUCACACGUGGCUCAGGCUCCACAAAAUAAAGGUUCUUAUUCGCAAGUCGGUUUCUCAUACGAUGGAAAUGCCCAAGAAGAUAAUCAAUAUUCAGAUGGUGAUGAAGAAGAUGACGAAGAUGAAGAAGAAGAGGAAGAUUUUAAUAGUGAUGACAGCAACGAUGAAGCAAUGGAGUCUAUUGCUAAAGAAUUUGGAGUGAAGAGGUACGGGUGGCUUUUAUAUAUGGAUAAAAAGGCUAAAGAAGAGGCUAGAAGGCAGAAAGAAGUGAUCAAAGGAGAUCCUUCAAUUAAGAAGCUGAGUCGCAAGGAGAGAAGGAAAGUUUCUCAGAUUGAAAGAGAGAGGGAAAGGGAAGCUGCUAGGGUUACUGGAACGAGAGUUCUACAUCACGACCCAUACCGGGAGUCUAGGCGAAGUCCUACUUAUGAAGCUUAUGCACGUUCUAGGAGAUCGAGGUCGAGGUCGAGGUCCUACUCUCCCUCACAAUCUAGGCGCCAUACUCAUCGAAGCAAAGAUAGUGCCCCGAAAAUAGAGUAUAUUACUGAAUUUGGUGGCUCGGGAAAUGGGGAAGGGCCAAAUCUUGAAGGAUAUUCUCCACCACAAUCUCCUCCAUCUCAAACCUAUGCAUUGAACCGGCCACUGCCUGGUCGCAUACUUGAGGCCCUCCAUGUAGACCCCGCCUCUGGUGUAUCCCUCGACAAAGAUAGAAAUGCCAAGCCACUGAAAACAACACCAAACACAUCCUCUGCACUAGCAAAAUUGAGCAAAGCAGCUAGUAAUGGAAGUCUCACUAAGCAACAGGGCGAGAAGAAGGAAACUCCUCAAGAACGACUUAAACGGAUAAUGGACAAGCAGCUAAAUAAACAAAUUAAAAAGGACACAGCAGUUGAAAUGGCAAAGAAACGAGAACAAGAGAAACAUAGGCUUGAGAAACUUGCAGAAACGAGUCGAGUGAGUCGAUAUCAGCGAAGAAGCCGUAGUAGAAGUUACAGCCGCUCUCCCAGAUACAGGCGAAGCCGUAGCCCUAGUAGGAGUAAGAGUUCUAGAAAGUCGCGUUCACCUUCUCGCUCUCGUUCUUCGCGAAAAUCUCGUUCUCGUUCAUACUCUCGAUCUCACUCUCCUAGGGGAAGAAGGUCAAGGUAUUGAAAAUGUGAUUUUGCCUCCCUUGUAAUGUUUUGUCUUACUUUAUAAUAUUGCACUGUUUUAAGUUUAUAAUAUGUUGUGUGUGUAUCUCAUAUAAAAUACCAUUUGUGUUUACUAUUAUAAAAAAAAUGGCUGUUUUAGUAUUAAA